Messenger RNA from Betta splendens (Siamese fighting fish), 2197 nucleotides. RefSeq names its product endoribonuclease ZC3H12A-like. The transcript is spliced from 7 exons. Gene Ontology annotation, biological process: 3'-UTR-mediated mRNA destabilization; nuclear-transcribed mRNA catabolic process, RNase MRP-dependent. Gene Ontology annotation, molecular function: metal ion binding; RNA endonuclease activity; mRNA binding. Bases 473 to 1948 code for a protein of 491 amino acids. Lineage: Eukaryota; Metazoa; Chordata; Actinopteri; Anabantiformes; Osphronemidae. The record is from RefSeq and is a predicted model, not a curated record. Gene Ontology annotation, cellular component: nucleus; cytoplasmic ribonucleoprotein granule.
GAUUUGUUUUCUCAGCAGCGAGCGCUUACUUCCUCCUAUGAGUCGUGACGUGAGCAUGACACGCAGCCGUUGGCUUGUCACACUGACAGAGCCGCUCGCAGAGCAGAGCAGAGCUCCGACCGGCCGCUCUCUGAAUGGGUUGCAGCAAGUCUGAGCGCAGGGAGCAAACAUGUUCUGAGCAGAGAAUGAGGAAUUCCUUCAUCGUCACACAAAGUUUUACAGUUAAUGGGUCAGAACAACAGAGUUUUGGUCUGACCCAUUAACUUGAAUAUUGUGACUCCACACCUUCGACUACUGAGGUUUUGCCUGUGGGUCGGGUCCAGGCAGCUGUUGUAGUAACAUCAGGUCCGCUGCUUGGUGCUCAGUGCCACGGCGGCUGUCGCCGUGGAGACGGUGCUGAGCACGCAUAAGGAGGCGGCGAGGGUUCCCCCCUCAGAGUCCGGAGACACCCGAGGACAGAGACAGUGCAGAGAUGGACCAGCAGCAGCAGCACGCCAAGGUGGAGCGCUUUCUCAAGUUGGGCUACUCUCAUCAUGACAUCAUGCGGGUGCUGGAGAGCCUCAGGCAGGACGCGCAGACCAACGACAUCCUGGAGGAGCUGAUAAAGACCUGCCACACUCACAACAGCCCCAAGCUGGUGCCCAGAGGCUGCAGCCCCGGCGCCAGCCAGGCCCGACCCAGAGCUGACAGGGAGCCGGCUGCUGGCUUCAGACCUGUGGUUAUAGAUGGAAGCAACGUGGCCAUGAGCCAUGGCGAAAAGAAGGUGUUCUCGUGCCAGGGCCUCCGUCUGGCCGUCAGCUGGUUCCUGGACAGAGGGCUGAACGACAUCACCGUGUUCGUUCCCCUGUGGCGGAAGGAGCAGUCACGGCCCGAGGCGCCCAUCACAGAUCAACACAUUCUGGACGAGCUGGAGACCAGGAGGAUCCUGGUGUACACGCCGUCCCGCUGCGUCAAUGGGAAGAGGGUGGUGUGCUACGACGACCGCUACAUCAUCAGGCUGGCCUUUGACAAUGACGGCAUCAUCGUGUCCAACGACAACUACCGCGACCUGCAGACGGAGAACCCCCAGUGGAAGAGGUUCAUCGAGGAGAGGCUGCUGAUGUACACCUUCGCCAACGACAAGUUCAUGCCUCCAGACGAUCCUCUGGGCAGAAACGGUCCCACCAUCGAUGACUUUCUGAGGAAGAAGCCGUGGAUGCCAGACACCAAGCAGCAGCACUGUCCAUACGGAAAAAAGUGCACCUACGGCGUGAAGUGCAAGUUCUACCACCCGGAGAGGGCGAACCAGUCCCAGCUCCCUGUGGCCGAUGAGCUGAGGGCACAGAGGGACAGGGCCAGGAACUACUCCCCCAAGCCAGGCCUGCAGCCGGAGCACAGGUACGCAGCCCCCACCACUCCGCCACCCAGCGAGCAGUUCAUCUACCAGAGGGACUGCAGCAGCCCCAGAAGCCUCCAGCGCUGCCCCAGCUCCGACGUGGACGAGGCCUUCAGCUCCAUGGACAGCUCCAUGUCCAGGCUGCACGUCCAGGACGCGCCCUACAGCCUGGAGCGCCUGCACCACAGCUACAGCAGCGGCGUGCCCAGCUGCAGCCUCAGCCACGACGGCUCGUAUAACGGACACAACUGCCCCUGCGGGGGCUACGCCCCCCAAGCGGCGCCGAGCAGGCUGUCCUUACACCACUACCCGCCCGCGUGGAGCUCCUGCCCGGCUCCGGCGCUGCCCAGUGGGCAGUGUUCCGGUCAGUGCCUCCGGCAGAGCCACAGCCUGUCCAGGAGCCCCCGCGUGAGCCCAUGCAACGAGCAGAGGACGGGCCUGAAGCACCAGCUCAGCACGCUCUUCCCUCAGAGCGCCGUGGAGAGAGUGAUGAAUGACUACCCACACGUCUCAGACAUAUCCAAACUCAUCACUCUGAUCCAGAGCUACAGGACGAGCCACAUCUCCUACUGAAGCCAACCGCAAUGACCAGCCUUUAUCCGAAGCAUUAAGACAUUUGGAACAUGAAGCUGUUUAUUUACCACAGCGUAAAAGUGCAAUGCACUGAGUCCUAUACGCUACUUACUGUAGCAGCGCAUACAUUUGACUAAAGCAGCAUGUGUUGUUUUCAUGUUGCCUCAAAGUGAGGAAAGCUAUACUAUAUAUAAGAAAUGUGAAUUUAGUUUUUAUGCUGUGACUUUCAAAAUAAAAGCACUAACAACA